UUAUCUGUAUACUUUAACCACAAAUUGGAGAAGUUUUCUAACCCUUUAUAGCCAGUUUUCUUUAGUCCACUCCGCAAUGAGGUUUAUACUUAUAAUUUGUGUUUCCCUAAUGUUUGUGGGACUCGUAAAAUCUAUGAUAUUUGUCAAAAAACUGCAUGAUAAUAAAUUCCCUGGUCAGUGCUAUCCGAUCCACGUCCGUGUUGGCAAAAAGAAAAAGUACGACAUCUUUGCCCUCCAGCCUGGGGAGGAGGUCAACGACCCAAACACUUGCGGCACCACGGUUUGCAUGAACGCCGAAGGACUCGCCUAUGUAUAUUACUGCCCUAGAACCCUUCCGAGCAGUGGCUGCCAGGACGACCAUGCCAUGGAUACGUUGCUCAAGUUUCCGGAGUGUUGCUGGACCUGUGGGGCCAGCAGGAAGUGCACCGAGGAAGAGUCCUUUCCCUCCUAUCCUUACCCACCCAAUAAGAACGCGGAUGUAUUCCGUCAAUUUUGAUUAGCAGUUUAUUCAGAAAAAAUAUAAAUGCAUUGCGAA
Messenger RNA from Drosophila bipectinata, 535 nucleotides. RefSeq lists its product as uncharacterized. Lineage: Eukaryota; Metazoa; Arthropoda; Insecta; Diptera; Drosophilidae. The record is from RefSeq and is a predicted model, not a curated record.